CCAUAAACCCCACUCCUCUCCAUCCACAAUCCAAGCCAAGCAAUCGCUACUGGUUAAAUAUUAGCUGAGAAUGGAAGCAUAUUUUCGAACUCUUCUCAUGAAAUUGUACCAUUGACAAUGUUUUUUACUAAGCAUAUUGUUCAUAUGUACUCUCUGCAUGGUGUUAAAAUUGUUAAUAGGUGAAAACUUGGAGAAAGAGAAAAGGGGAAUUGAUUUGGGGUUUGAGUUGGUGUAUGUUGAAGAAUUUUACUGAUCUGUUUCUUUUGGGCAGUCCACUGGUUGCUUUGCUCUCAAAGACUACGCGUGUUGAAAAUAGAAGCCGAUGGGCACCGGUUGUGUUUCAUGUCAAGAGAGGGAGAAUUAAUGGAGAAACGAUCAUGGAGGAAGAGAUCUUGCCUGGGGCACACAUAGACCUUAUCCCCAGCACCAUUUUUGGCAAUGACAAUGAAGACAAUCCUGUUUUUGUGUAUGCUCAUCUUGAUGGAAUGGACGCACAAUUGUGGACUCCUAUAGAUCCAAGUAUGAUCAAGUAUAAUGCUAAGGUUUUUCUAGGAUAUGUGGAAUAUCGCAAGCCAAUUGAAACUGCAUUUUUUGGUGGAUCUAAGUUAGGAAGGCUCAGGUCCCUUUCCUCGCUCUGAUUUUGCUUUUCAAUAAUUCAUCCGUACAUUCAGUUUUCAUUGUUUGCUAAAUUGUUCUUUAUAUAUGGUUUUGCAGGGUUGUUGUUAAGGUGAAAAAUGCUAUGAAGAAGGCCAUGGAUAAAAUUGUGGGUAUAAACUGAUGAGGUAAAUAUGUUCUGUAGCUCGAUUUUUCCUUCACAAGAUCUUUUGGUCCUUUAUCAUUGAGUUUUGACUUUUGAUGUUAAUUUAACAUGGACAUCAUACUUCUAUUUUGCUUUUAAGUCUUGUGCUUUUUUCUUUUCUUUUCUUUUUUUCUUUUUUUUUUUUUUUCAGGAGAUUUCAUUUGUCAUCCAAACCAUCAAAAUAAAUUAUAUAUGGCAUAUAUAAACAGGAGAUUUCAUAUUUCAUCCAAACAGUCAGACUAAGUUAUGUAUGCCAUGUAUAAACUUUCUUUCUAUUGUUAGACUUUCUGGAUGUACUGUUCUUGGCUCUUCACUGUUUGACAUAAUUAUAAUUAUGACAUCGAGUAGUAAUUAGAUUCUAAUUUUUCCUUUUGGAUCCUUAAAUUGAUGUUGGGAUUUCAUGUUUGUUUCAAGGGGAAAAGUAUGAAAAAGAGGUGCGAUUUCUUCAUGAAGUGGUAUUGGUUGUUUCUUCUUUUCUAAUUAGUUUUGGAAUUUUUUUUUCUCACCCAAAACUACAAAAACCCACGAUUUUAAUCUCACAAAAUUGCAGAUGUUUUCAGACAACAAGGCGAAAUUUUAAAAAGGAAAAAAAAGUUGAAAUACUAAAGAGUAGAGUAGAGUAGAGAAAUGGGAACCUGGGGUUGUAGAGUUCUUGUGCCAGAAACUAUCCCACCAGUCCGAUUCAGUGGCUCUGGGUUCUGUGAGAACUACGCUUAUGCUCUUGGGUUUCUUCAAUUUCUUCGACGUUUUCUUUGUCUUCUUCAAUUUCAGAGCAGCCAUCAGAAUCUGUCCUGCUUGGAUCUUCUGCCG
Rubroshorea leprosula is the source of this 1609-nucleotide messenger RNA. NCBI's taxonomy places the organism in Eukaryota, Viridiplantae, Streptophyta, Magnoliopsida, Malvales, Dipterocarpaceae. The record is from the annotation of a GenBank genome assembly.